AUGUGGCAGAAAAUCCGGAUUGGAAUCAGCAUCUUAUGUUCUCAAAAAUGGGUAUCUUCCAUUACUGAUCAAUCUGGAAUGCAAGAAAUGGGUGUAAAUCCUGGUGAUUUUGAUGAUGACGAAGGAGGUGGCCUGAGAUCUUGGGAGCCAAGUGAUAAAGCUGAUCUUCACUUUGUCUACAAAGAUGUUGAAGGAGCAUCAACUCAAUUGAAUGUUAUUCAAAGAAAACUUGGGAACUUACCUCCUAAACCUUCUGCCUUCAAACCCGAUCCCUUCACUCCUGCAGAUGAUGAAGAUUCCAAACCUAAAACCGAAUCUCGGAUCGUUAACAAGACAUAA
This is a messenger RNA of Lactuca saligna, 339 nucleotides long. The record is from the annotation of a GenBank genome assembly. NCBI's taxonomy places the organism in Eukaryota, Viridiplantae, Streptophyta, Magnoliopsida, Asterales, Asteraceae.